Messenger RNA from Linepithema humile (Argentine ant), 1878 nucleotides. Its product is annotated as fructose-bisphosphate aldolase-like. Gene Ontology annotation, cellular component: cytosol. Gene Ontology annotation, molecular function: fructose-bisphosphate aldolase activity. NCBI's taxonomy places the organism in Eukaryota, Metazoa, Arthropoda, Insecta, Hymenoptera, Formicidae. Gene Ontology annotation, biological process: fructose 1,6-bisphosphate metabolic process; glycolytic process. The record is from RefSeq and is a predicted model, not a curated record.
ACCAGUAAAAACCACUAUGAAUGCACAUUUUGACAACUUUGCAUAAUAAAAAUUUCGUUGUACUUAUUUAUCGUUAUAUUAAUAAACUUUUAAGUAAUACAACAAAUAAAUUGAAUAAAGUAAAAAGUACAUUACAUGUUAUUUCGGAAAAUGACGCAAUUAGAAACAAAAUGUUGCUGCAAAGACAAGAUAUUGUCGUCUAUUACCAAUUGCACUGAAUUGGACCCUGCUCUCUGUCAAGAGUUACAUAAAAUCAUCGAGACAAUCGCUGCACCUGGAAAAGGAUUAUUGGCCUGUGACGAGUCACCAUUGUCCUUGAAUGAGAGAUUCCAUAUGCUCGGCAUAGAAAAUACGGAAUCGACGAGACGUGAUUAUCGAGAGAUGUUGCUCUCCGCGGACAAGACUCAACUUUCGCGAUACAUCAGUGGUGUGAUUAUGCAUUGUGAGACCAUCUAUCAAAGAACAUCGGAAGAUGUGGAGUUCAUCGAAUUCUUGCGUCAAAGGAACAUUGUAGCCGGUGUGAAGAUUGACCAAGGUCUGGUGCCGCUCUUCGGCACCGAAGAUGAGAAAACCACACAAGGUCUGGAUGAUUUACAAGAGAAUUGUAUUCGAUACAAAAAAGAAGGCUGUCACUUUGCCAAAUGGAGAUGCGUUUUCUCGAUGUCGGAACGAUGUCCUAGUCAACUUGCGAUGACCACCAAUGCAAACGUUCUUGCGAGAUAUGCCAGCAUCUGCCAGCGUGCACGAAUGGUUCCCAUAGUGGAACCGGAAAUAUUGAGCAAAGGCGAACACGAUAUAAAUCGGACUUUGCAAGUUCAUGAAGAGAUGCUAUCCAUUCUGUUUCGUGUUCUGAAUAAGCAUCAUGUAUAUCUUGAAGGAAUGGUUUUAAAGCCGGCAAUGGUACUGCCAGGAAUAAAAAAUGAGAUAAAAUGCACACCGCAGAUUAUCGCUGAGUAUACACUAAAAGCAUUACGAAGAACAGUUCCUACGGCGGUUCCGGCGAUAUUUUUUUUGAGUGGUGGUCAAACUGACGAGGAAUCUGUGCUAAAUCUUAAUGCCAUUAACGCGUACGAUGAUAAAAAACCAUGGAGACUCAGUUUUUGUUAUGGACGUGCUCUGCAGGAUACAGCAAUGAAAGUAUGGACUAAUAAUCCGAAAAACAUAGAAAAGGCUCAAGCGGUACUCCUUGAAAGAGCCAAGCUAUGUUCCGAGGCAUCUUUAGGAAAAUUACAGCUUGGAGAGAACAACAUAUGCACUUGAAACAUCAGCAACAUAUUGAUUAGUCAACAAUAUUGGUGGUCCAAGGAAAAAUCCGAAGAUAACUUAUUAUUUAUCAUUCAUUGCUGGGUAAACACCAAGACGAAGAGGACCAGGCCGGGAGUCAUUUUUAUCAAUAUAUUAUAUUGUGUAUGUGUGAUAAGCUAAUGCAGUGAUUACAAAAAAGGAGGCGUGUCCGACAGUAUUCACGUCCGGGUGCGUCAACCUUUGACCCAUGCUUUGAAACACAUGCACUAAUUUCUAUGAAUGUCGAACAAGGUGCCCUUGGCUGACCUCUAAAAUGGCGGUUCUCAACGCAAGUCUCUCGUGCGCGCGCUUGUCUGUCUACUGGUCGAUAUGUCGUUAUCCCCGUCAGAUCCCUACGCUCAUCGACGCUCCAUCGACUCUUUUUUUUGAACAACUCCUCACCACGUGGUACAUGCCAGUUAGUCGUAAAAAUAAGCAUGCUGAAAAGUGACUAAAAGGACAAUAGUUAAGAAAAAACUACUCGGACAAUAAACUCAUCUUUUGUAAGCCACGUGAAAUGACGGAAGUCGAUCAGCUGAUUGCGUACUCGCACUGCCUUUGACGUUUUCAUGGAAGUUGAGCACCCAUGCGAAU